GCGGGAUCCCGAGCCCCGCCGUCGCGGCCUGGGGUGGCUGGCUGGGCAGGGGGCCGGCCAUGGCGGAGCCCAGCCCCGAAGAUCCGCCUCCAAACCUCAAACCCGAAACGCAGCCUCCGGAGAAGAGGCGGCGGACUAUUGAGGAUUUCAACAAGUUUUGCAGUUUUGUCUUGGCCUAUGCCGGCUACAUCCCUUCCACGAAGGAGGAAAAUGACUGGACGCCCUCGGGCUCGAACUCUCCCAUCCGCCCGGAGAGCGUGGUGGACAGCGACGGCUGGGAAUCGACGCACUCGGACCUGCACACCAUCGAGACCUUUGUGAAGAAGGCCAAGUCCUCAAAAAAGAAAGCGGCUUUCCGCCGCCUCAAGUCCGACAGCUCGCUGCUGGAGAAAAUGAAACUCAAGGACUCCCUUUUUGACUUGGACCCUGUCGGCAAGCAGCCGCCGCAGCCGCCGCCACUGGCCGGGCCCAAGGGAGGCCUGGACAAGAAGAAGGACAGGCGGAACCGGAAGGCCACCUUGGAGGCCGGGGGAGCCAAGCGGAACCGGGGCGACCAGGUGGGGGAGAAGCGCUCGCGCAUCAAAAAGAGCAAGAAGCGGAAGUUGAAAAAGGCCGAGCGCGGCGAGAAGAAGCACAAAGCUUCCCUGAGCGAGACGGACUCUGAGGAGGAGGAGGCGGCAGCGGCAGCGGUGGCAGCCACGGCGCUGGUCUCCGUGCAGGCUCCCCCGGAGCUCAUGGCUGCCAGCUUCCCUAUUAAGCUGGAGGAGAGGGAAGGGAAAGGGGGCAUCAGCACCGAGACCAGCCAAGACGGAGAAGGCAGCUCCAGCGAAGGAGAGAUGAGAGUGAUGGACGAGGACAUCAUGGUGGAAUCAGGGGACGACUCGUGGGACCUCAUCACUUGUUACUGCCAGAAGCCAUUUGCUGGUCGGCCCAUGAUCGAGUGUAAUCAAUGCGGCACCUGGAUCCACCUCUCCUGCGCCAAGAUCAAGAAGACCAACGUUCCUGACAUUUUCUACUGUCAGAAGUGUAAAGAAGGUUCUCGGAAGCAGCCGCCCCCUCCAGCGGUUCCCGGUGCGACAGCGGCCGUUGGGUCCAGGGCAGGUGGGGAACCCUAGCGCAGCAGGGAGGAUGGCUCUGAGCUGGGCUCCCGUCCCAGAGGGGCAAAAGACUGGACAGAGUAGGCAGGCUGCUCUGGAUUGGUAUUCAAAACAAGCCUCGCUUCUUUGGAGGCAGAAGAGGUGCUCGGGGUAUUUGGGGUGGUGACAGUCCCAGCACCAGUGGGGCGAGGUCUGCCCCUACAGAAACCGGCAGAUUCUGGCUGGCAGUUGCAAGCCCCUCUCCCCCUUCCAGGCCUGAUCCUAAUCCACCUCCCAUGUUCUGUUAAGGAAUAGCAUUGGGAGGCUGAAACCGACAUGUGGGGAUAUGAAACUAACCAUCAGGCCGGUUCCUGUUUCAUGCGCUGGGAUGCAUACCGUUUGCAAGGGAGAGAGGGAUGGCGGAGGACAGCCUGGGGUAGGACGGUCUGCAUUUUUCGUGUGGCACUCCCCCCACCCCACCCCAAAAAAUCUUCCUCCAGCCCCAGUGAAGUUCACCUGUAAAUAGACAGAAGACAGAGGUGGUUUUUUUCCCCUGGAUUUUGUUUGUUUCCCAGUUGGAAAGGGUUUGUUUUAAGUUUAUAUCCCUGUUCCUGACUCCUCUGAACGUUUAUUUUAUUCCUCCUGCAUAAGGGGUGAGGAGCGUGGGAUACCCACUGGGGGUUACUGGGCCACAGCCCAAGAAAAGAGGAAGGUACCCUGGACACGUAAUUGCUUUUCUUUUGGUUAAACAGUUGGGAGGGGAGGGGGUCAAGGAUUGCAAUUGUUCCCAUUAAAAUUGAAUUAUAUAUAUAUAUAUAUUUCUCCUGGAUGAGGGAGAGAAUAGCUGGAAAGAGAGAAAGUUGAAAGAUUUUGUUUACCCCCAAAGUAUUAACACCCACCCACCCCAAUAUUUUGAGGUGGUGGAACCGGUCAGGAAAGCCCUUGCGAUUUUGCUGGUAUCGAAAUAAAAAGGGACAACUCGCCUCUGAAGUAUGUUUUCUGACUGUUUCCACUGAGAACAGGGAUUGGGUAAGAGGUUUCCAACACAGAGGGACUCAGCAGAGUUUAGGAGUGGUGAAGAAUGCAACCCUACUUUUUAAGAUUGGGAAGCUCCCCUAACCAGGACUCCGGGGGGGAGGGGAGGGGGGGCUUUCUCGGAACUCGGCUGCAAAUCCCACGUUUUAUCUGCUCCCCAUCUGACGUUAGUUCUGAUCAGUGGGGUUUUUUUUCUGGUUGGGUUUUGAUCGUGGGUUUUGGUUUUUUUGGAGGGGCUCUCCCCCACCCACCCCACCCCCAUGACGCCCUUUUUUUGUUUUAAUAUUUGCAACGGUGUACAUGGCAGAGUUUUUGAAUGUAAAUAAAAGAU
Messenger RNA from Elgaria multicarinata webbii, 2442 nucleotides. It is a transcript of the gene PHF23, whose product is annotated as PHD finger protein 23. NCBI's taxonomy places the organism in Eukaryota, Metazoa, Chordata, Lepidosauria, Squamata, Anguidae. Bases 60 to 1115 code for a protein of 351 amino acids. The transcript is spliced from 5 exons. Gene Ontology annotation, cellular component: nucleus. Gene Ontology annotation, biological process: negative regulation of autophagosome assembly; positive regulation of protein ubiquitination; negative regulation of autophagosome maturation. The record is from RefSeq and is a predicted model, not a curated record.